Molecule: messenger RNA, 1566 nt
Organism: Komagataella phaffii GS115
Lineage: Eukaryota; Fungi; Ascomycota; Pichiomycetes; Pichiales; Pichiaceae
Exons: 1
Coding region: 1-1566 (521 amino acids)
Biological process (GO): maintenance of protein localization in endoplasmic reticulum
Cellular component (GO): endoplasmic reticulum membrane
Source: RefSeq, a predicted model, not a curated record
AUGCCUGAGCAGGUGAAGCCAACUCAAAGGCCAAGGUCGAAGUCGUCACUAAGUGAUAAGGAAACUCAUAUAACCUUCUGGAAGCUGUUCAAGAACGAGCUUAGGAAGAAUUUGGAUUCGAAGCCAGAAAGAACGACCCCAGAUUUAAAGUACAUCCAGUCAUUGGAACAUUUGACCAAUCUCUACACAGUGCCCUUCUAUCUUGAACAAUUCAUGAGUUUUGGGUUGGUCUAUUGUUUAAACUCGUUUCUGACAUUGUUGACGAUCAUUCCGUUGAGGGUGCUAAUGGUAUCCAUCCUGAAACUUCGUGCAGCGUUUACGAAUAGUGUCCCCGGCAGGUACAGAUUCAAAAGAGAAGAUGUAACAUGGAUUUUGUUGCUUUUGAGCAGUUCAAUUGCCAUUUCCAGUAUAGAUACUUCCAAGAUUUACCACAAUAUUAAAGCUGGUACCGUCAUAAAGUUGUAUGUUAUGGUGAGUGUACUAGAAGUUGCCGAUAAACUAUUAUCAUCUCUGGGUCAAGACAUAUUAAGGGUGUCGUUCAAUUUUCCAUUAGAAAGAAGCCUUUCUUGCGCAGGAAAAUGCUUCCUGGUUGCGUUGCUGAGCACAACCUACAUCAGCGUUCACGCAUGUGUCUUCGUAUACCAAAUUAUGUCGUUGAACGUCGCCGUCAAUUCGUAUUCCAAUGCUCUGUUGACGUUGCUUCUCUCUGUGCAAUUUGCUGAAAUCAAAUCCGCAGUAUUCAAACGGUUAGAAAGGGAAGGUUUAUUCCAGAUGGCAUGUGCUGAUCUAUAUGAACGAUUCCAACUGUUUCUAAUGCUCUUCAUCAUCAGUGUCCGAAAUCUGGUACAGUUAUUAAUGUCUACUGAAUUCUCCAUUAGAUCACGCUCCUUGGGCGAAAACAUAGCCAUAUCUCCAGUGGUAAUCAGUUGGAUAGGCAUGCUGAUGGGCCCGUCUUUUGCGGUGAUCGGCUCUGAAUUAUUGGUUGAUUGGUUAAAGCAUCUUUACAUUGGAAAAUUCAACCGCAUAAAACCUCAGAUUUACAGAAGGUACACAAGAAUACUAAGCCAAGAUUUCCUACGUGAGUACCGGCAAAAUGACCCGGACUGUACGAACCCACCUGCGACAACAGAGAGCUUUGCUACCAUGAACAUUCGUUUGGGCUUACCAUUGUUGCCGAUAACUGUUGCAUUCUGUAAGAUGGUGAUUUCCAGCGUUCGAAAAGCCUGUAGUACCCAGAAUUUUGAUCAAAGUGUCCUCUUAGCCGUGGCAUCCGCGGCUGUCAUCUUGAUCCUUCUUCGCAUGAGCACUUACGUGAUGCUGAUAAGAUGGGCACGCCACAACACUAGGGCCAAGACCUCGCCUAGUGGUGGCGACUAUCUAAAGGGCUCACCUAACACCUCUUUAGCGGGGAUUGAAGACAUUCAUACACGAAGUCUGCUGUAUGGGUCAGACGAGAAAAUGCCGCAAUCUAAAGAAGAACAAAGGUCCCACAAUGCGAAUCGUGAUGGUGAUAAAUCAUUGGCUCAGGUCAGUAGAUUUGAAAUGCAUGAUAAACGCAUAUGGUGA